GGCAUAAUCCGCCUCUAUAAUCCACCUCCAUCAUCGGUCUCCAGCAUUCACCACCAUCAUGUGCCGCCCCGGCCCCUGGGUGAGCCAGCCAGAAGCCAUGGAAACGGAACGGUUGAGUUAGAACGCCUAUAAAAGGCCUUCGCGUUCUUCAGUGCUUCCUUCUACGCCUAGACUUUGGUCGGACGGAGAAACCUGAAGGAGCCUAAAAAGCCUCUGAAGGAAAUAAACUCGCUGAAUAAGCCUGUACUUCGCCUACUGCUGAAGAUGACUGCUGCCCGAGAGAAGCGCCUGGAGGACCAGUUGGAAGCCCACAUCGUGGAGCGUCCAGCUGAUGGAUUCCCACCGCGGAUAGGUAACCUGGAGGAGGGUAAAGAUGAGCAUGACUUUGUUGUGUUUCCACACUUUUUUGCUGAGUUCAGUUCUGGGGAUGAGAGAGAGGAUGAUGAGGAUGAGUCAGAUUGUAGUUGUAGCACUCUACCAGAAGCUGCUAGAGUUAAGGUGGUGUCUAGUGAGGAGUCAGGGUAUUCUAGCCGGGAUGCUGAGGAAGAAGACGCUGGUGAUGACGAGGUACUUCUUCCUAACUUCAGGAUCUUGUGGGACCUAGAUGUGCCAGAAGAACCCCUGGAGCAUGAAGAAGAUGCCGGACCUCGAGGGACCUCCCGGGGUCCAUAUGGUCUUCAUAGUUCUGAGGAUGAGGAUGAGUCAGAUUUCAGUUGUAGUGAUCUUCCAGAAGCUGCUGGUGUUCAGAUGGUGUCUAGUGAGGAGUCAGGGCAUUCUAGCUGGGACACUGAGGAAGAAGAAGACACUUGUGUUGUAGAAGAGCCUUCUCCCAAACGUAGGAUUGUCCAGGUACUUUUACCUAAUUUCAAGAUCUUGUGGGACCUAGACGAGCCAGAAGAACCCCUGGAGCACGAAGAAGACGCCGAACCUCAAGGGACCUCCCCGCGUCCAUUUGUGCUUCAUAUUUCUGAGGAUGAGGGAGAGGAUUGUAGUUUUAGUGCUCUUCUAGAAGCUGCAGGUGUUCAGGUGGUGUCUGGUGAGGAGUCUGCGGAUUCUGGCUGUUUUGAGGAGGACCUGGCUCCCUUGGUUUGUCCAAAGAAGAUGAAUGCGGAGGAGGGUUUUAGAGAGGAGCAGUCCCCUCAAGAGCCGACUCCGUCAUCAUCUGGUGUUUGGGUUUCCAAGAAGAGGAGAAGGGAGGAAGGAGCUGAGGAGGAGGAGUGCUGCGUGAAGAAGAUUAAGAAGAAGGUCCCCCAGGAGAAGCUGACCCUCCGAGAGAGCAGUCCCUCAACCCCAGGUGUCAGCUCAUCAGGAAGACCGGAAGCUGAAGAGGACUUUGAGGAUGCGCAGCCUUCCACAUCGUGGGGUAGUACUUGGGGGAGAUCCUUAGCCUGGUGGUUUAGACCAAGAAACGAGUCCGACAGCGACUCUGAUUAGAGUGUUGAUCCCUGAUGACUGAAGGAGAUCAUUUCUUGGUUCUUUGUUACAAAAGCUCAUGUCUUUGUAGCAGGGCUGGGGAAGCUCUCAGUAGUGCCUUGCACCGGGCUUUCUGUAGCUCACUGAAGGAUUUUGUGUUUUUAAAUGCUACAGAGCUCAUAUCUGCUCUUCCCUU
Fundulus heteroclitus (mummichog) is the source of this 1609-nucleotide messenger RNA. RefSeq lists its product as uncharacterized. The record is from RefSeq and is a predicted model, not a curated record. Lineage: Eukaryota; Metazoa; Chordata; Actinopteri; Cyprinodontiformes; Fundulidae. The coding region runs from base 265 to 1434 and encodes 389 amino acids. The transcript has 3 exons.